GGGAUGGGGAUGAGGUGGCAGUAAACACCGGAAGCCGGACGUGUUCAUAAGCAGCCACUAAGCUAACAGGCUAACAGGCUAACUGACACCGCGCGAGUUGAACUUUUCACCGAUUCCCUCCGAGUCCGAGGCCGCAGAGUUUCUCAGGAUGAGUCUUCAGUGGACGGCGGUGGCCACCUUCCUCUACGUAGAGGUCUUCUUCGUUCUGCUGCUCUGCAUCCCCUUCAUCUCACCCAAGAGGUGGAGUAAGAUCUUCAAGUCUCGUAUCGUACAGACCAUCGCUCUGUAUGGAAACACGUCGUUCAUGGUGGCCAUCGCCAUCCUCGUCUUCCUGCUCAUCGACGCGUUUCGUGAGGUCAGGAAGUACAGUGUGCCGGAGAAGGUGGACCUGACCAACAACCCCAACGCCGUCGAACACAUCCACAUGAAACUGUUCAGAGCUCAGAGGAACGAGUACAUCGCCGGCUUCGCCCUGCUGCUGUGCCUGUUGCUGCGUCGUCUGGCCACUCUGCUCUCCCAGCAGGCUUCUCUCAUGGCCUCCAACGAAGCCUUCAAGAAGCAGGCGGAGGGCGCCAGCAACGCCGCGAAGAAAUUCAUGGAGGACAAUGAAGAGCUGCAAGAGAAACUGCGUAAUGCUGGUGUCGAGGUGCCGGAGGCCGGGAGGAAGGGAGCAGGACCACAGGAGGAGAACAAGAAUCUGAAAGAGGAGGUGAAGACUCUGAAGGAGGAGAGAGACGCCACCAAGAAAGCUCUGCAGAAGUCGGACAGUGACGUUCAAGCCAUGAAGAAACAGGCGGAGAACCUGACGGUGGAAUACGACAGACUGCUGGAGGAGCACAGCAAGCUGCUGGCGACCAGCGACAAGAAGUCAGACUGAGGAGGAGAAACAGUUUCCAGCUUCUCUCAUCUUCAUCUUCAUCACCUUCGUCAUCUUCGACGUCCACAGCUUCUGUUUCCACCUCGACGUCCUGCACAGCGAUGUGAUGUCACUUCCUCUCUGGCUGUGAUUGCUUCAAGCUUUUUCGGAAGAUAAAAAAACCUCUUCACUUGUGUUUCUGUUGGACUUUCUGUUUUUGUUUCUUGUUUACAGAUUUGUUUGUUUUCAGUCAAACGGUUCGUCCGUCUGAAACGAUCGGAUCGGAUCAUUCCCUGUUUCCUGUUGACUAGUUUCAUUCCAAAAUAAAAGCUCCAAUGGUUUUAUAAAAACAUUCGUCUGGCGUCUCGGACGAAUGUUUUUCACAUUCCGGGAUAAAGAAGUCCAAACGGAAACCGUCUUCAAUUUAUCCUGAACGUUUUUUUCUGAUUUGAAUAAAAUUUCCUGAACUCGGACGAAGAAUCUUGUCUCGAAGUUCGAUUCCCUCACGACCAACAUGGGGUCAAAGGCCGCGUCUCUUUAGAAGAGUGAAACUUUUCAUCUUCUGACUGAGUGUUUACUUUUCUUGAGUUUUUUUUCUUGGCGUUUCUCUGGCUCCGCCCACACUGAUGUGUUGUUGUUUUAAAUCUCAUCACUGUUGCUAUCGUACGCCUUCCGUCCACAUGACUCAGCGUUUUCCAGCCUCUGAUUCAGAGACUUGUGUAAACGAAGACGCCCACGUUCUCUUCCUGAUUGGUUCUCGUCAGUCACAUGACUCGACCACAAAGCGUUUCUAAAACUUCCUGUCAGUAGCAACCAACUGUCUACGUCACAUGACCAGUGAAAUGAAAACUUGUCAGUUUGGGCGGAGCCGUGUUCUGACGACACAAGAUAAUUUAGUUUCACACUUUAAACUUUAAAACCUUGUUUGAUGUUUGUUCUGUUGGUGGAGGAGGAAUCACACGAUGUUCGUAUCGAUAGAAAACUUCUGCUCAGCUGAAUGUGAACGAUUUGCGUGAAAAGGUUCAAACCAAACAUGAAUGAGUGUCUGUUUUCAAAGAUGGCCGACACAGAGUCUCAGUGGUUAACGACUUUAAGACCAAACCCAUCAGAAACGGGAACAUGCACAUAUGUAACUUCACGUUGUCUUUACUCACAGCCGCUGGUUUCCUGUGACCUGAUGUGAAAAGGUUGAUCUGUAUGUGAAAGUUCAUGGAUCAUGUGUCAACUUCCUGUUUGAUACAAAAUAAACUGUCGACUCAGUGGAAA
Platichthys flesus (European flounder) is the source of this 2122-nucleotide messenger RNA. It is a transcript of the gene bcap31, whose product is annotated as B cell receptor associated protein 31. The record is from RefSeq and is a predicted model, not a curated record. The transcript has 8 exons. Lineage: Eukaryota; Metazoa; Chordata; Actinopteri; Pleuronectiformes; Pleuronectidae. Gene Ontology annotation, cellular component: endoplasmic reticulum membrane; endoplasmic reticulum. Bases 149 to 877 code for a protein of 242 amino acids. Gene Ontology annotation, biological process: endoplasmic reticulum to Golgi vesicle-mediated transport; intracellular protein transport.